AUGGGAAUCCGCCCUAAAGCUCCAAUUAUAAGUGAGAGCAGAGAUCACACAAGUGCUAACUACAUAAUGCAGAUUGAAAACAGUUACCAUAAGAGCUCUUGCGUGGAGACGUACUACCAAUGCAGCCUGCAGUCGACCGAGUCCAAUGUGCUGGCUGAACUGUUUGCUCAGAUCAUUUCAGUGUCAGCCAACAACACUCUGCGUACUCAAGAGCAGUUGGGCUAUAUUGUUUGGAGUGGUGUGAGACGAGCAAGUGGAGUGCAAGGCAUCCGGUUCAUAGUGCAGUCGGAACGCCACCCAGCCUAUGUGGACAGCAGAAUUGAAGCAUUCCUUGUAUCUGCUGGGGAAGAUCUACGUAGAAUGGAUCAAGAAGAGUUCGACAGACACAAAGAAGCAUUGGCAGCUCAACGGUUAGAGAAACCGAAAAAACUCAUCGUCCAAACAGGCCGCUACUGGAGUGAAAUCGCGAUGCAGCAGUACAACUUUGAUAGAGCUAACAUCGAAGUUGACUAUCUACGCAACAAAGUAACAAAAGACGAUGUUAUCAAAUUUUACGACGAACUGCUAAGUGCAAACUCAUCAAAAAGGCACAAGCUGGCAAUUCACGUGUUAUCUAAGGCGGAAGGCGGUGCUGGUACAAUCGAAGAUGGCGAGAAAACAGCUUCAAAUGGUGACGGACAGACUGAUCCGAAUGCUGAGAUCAUAGAGGAUUUGAUUGAAUUCAAGAGCAGUCAGUGCUUGUUCCCGCUGGUGCAGCCGUUCCUGCAAGUGGGACUCCGAUUCCGCUCCACCAAAGCAAAGCUCUGA
This is a messenger RNA of Nilaparvata lugens (brown planthopper), 807 nucleotides long. RefSeq names its product insulin-degrading enzyme-like. The coding region runs from base 1 to 807 and encodes 268 amino acids. Gene Ontology annotation, cellular component: mitochondrion; cytosol. Gene Ontology annotation, biological process: peptide catabolic process. The record is from RefSeq and is a predicted model, not a curated record. NCBI's taxonomy places the organism in Eukaryota, Metazoa, Arthropoda, Insecta, Hemiptera, Delphacidae. Gene Ontology annotation, molecular function: metal ion binding; metalloendopeptidase activity. The transcript is spliced from 5 exons.